AUGGAGGAUCUGCUCAAGACAGUAGUUAGUCAACAAUCCUCCUCAAUCCGUAUAGUUUGGAUAAGUCUGCCCCCGGUCUAUCCGUACCCUCCAUUACAAGUUUCCCCUAUCUUUGUUCCAUCAACCUUCUCGAACAAUGCAGUGCCGGCCAAUGCCCUCCUUCUUGUAUGCCUCAAGACUUGUCCACUCCUUGUCUCCAAGGAUCUACGUGUGUGGACGGUCGCUCUGUCCGUGAUAGAGAUCUCGAUAUUCCUCUGUGAUGCUGCAGAGUUGUUGAGAGCACAGAUGCUGAUUCCUGAUAGAGGUCUUCCUGGCCAGCUGAAGGCUGAUGGGAUCGCAAUACGUACCGGGCGCGCACCACGAGGGCAGGUUCAAUCAAUGGGAGACGUGAGUCUGUCCACUGCGACGGGAGACCAAGCCCAAUCUGGACUAGCGCAAUCACCCGCUAAUUUGAAACGCCCAAAACCUCCAUCAGAUCAAUGCGGCCAACCUGAGGCCGCCUCUCCACCACAGUACCGCGCAGUUGUACCUCCGCUCCCACUUACCUCUCAGCCCAACCAACCCGUUCCCACUCACACAACAUCCGCCCACCACCACUAUCCCACUAUCCCACCAUUCGUACCCAUCACCCCCUUGCUCCUGCUGCCAAUACCUUACUCUAGGGGCCCAGGCAAUCAGCAGAGCACGGGCGACGAGACACUGCACCACAUUGGACCGCAACAGCAACUGGAGCUAGGAACUGGGGACUGGAAACCCGACCUGGCUGGCCUGACCUGGAUCUUUCCCAAGCACCCAAGCAAGUUGAAGCAACCACAGAGACUCAGGCGCUUCCACACUCUGUAUCCUCAGAUCCUAAGGCCUGCGUCCUGCAACAGCGUCCCCAAAUCCAGCAACAACCUCGACUUGCAAUUCUCUGUCGGCAACCUAGCACUCCUCAACCGACACUCCCAAACGAUAUCCAUUUCGCAAUACCUCUUGGCCCACGAAGGCUUGUUCGAGAUACACGCUAUCGCCCACCACUACCCGCAUCGCUCCGCACCGCUCCGCAACUUCGACUCGUCGACUCGAAAAACAGACCCGCCCAACCAGCCCAACCUCCCUCCUCCACCGACUCUCGGCGCCGGCACUUCUGUCUCACACACACAUACUGCCUUCUAUCUCUCUCUCUCGCAUACGCACACGCAAACCCCGUACACGAAGACGUCCCUAUUCCUCCUCGUUAUCCGCCUGUUCCAAUCCGAACGCCCAUCGCUCAAACCCCUUGUUCUCAUUUUCGCCCUCCAAGAACAAACAUACCCUUCUCCCGACGACGCCCAUCGCCCACGAGAACCUUCCCCGACGCCCACCGCUACAUUGUCGCUGCUCCGCCCAAGCACCGAUAUCCUGAACCCGAGUCCACUCGACCAGACCGACUCUCGAGAACCCCGGACCACGAACCGCUUCAUCGAUCCUCCACCGCCUCGCCCCUCGGUCCUCGCACGAUCCCCGAUCCUCUUCGUUGCCGUCGUCGUUGUAGACGUCAUGGCUCAUGCUCCUCUCCUAAGAACAAACACGGCUCCUGUAUUCCAGCAAUCCAACGGAAUCGGCGGCCUACCCAAUACCAUGAGUAAUGCGCCCCGCGCCAGCCAGCUUUCCGGCUCGACAGCGUACACAUCCUCUGGCUCUUUCGCCUCCUUCAACAGCGCAUCCACGGUGACGCCCCCGCAAAAUGGAGGUCCCGUUCAGGCUACGGCCAACAUCAUCAACCAAAAGGCCGAUGCCUCGCGGUCCCUUUACCAGAUUUGCAUGUCGUUGAAGCAGCGAUUAUCACAGGUACCUGGCUUCGACCCCUAUCUGCAAGAGCUCGACCCCAACGACCCUGUCGAAUCACUGUGGGCCCUGUUCCGCACCGGUUAUCCGCUACUCGACAUUUACAACGCCCUGCAACCAGAGAAGCCCCUCGAGAUCGAAGGCGCAAACGCCAGUGCCAGCGACAGCAAAAAGGCAAAAAUUGCCCUCUUCAAAUUCAUUCAGGCGUGUCUAAAGGAUUUGGGUAUACCCUCGGCGGAAUGCUUCGUCAUCAGCGACGUACUAGGAAAUGACACGACUGGUUUUGUCAAGACAACUCAAGUCGUCAACUACGUUCUCGACAUCGCUGAGCAACGGGGUCUCUUGUUGCAACUCCAGCCUUAUCCCGAAGAUGAUCUUCCUAUGGAACCAGGCUCCAAGCUGAGCUACCGGGAUCAUAUCGUGAAGGAACUGGUAGACACGGAGCGAAAAUACGUCCAAGAUUUGGAGAACCUCUACGACCUGAAAAGUAGCUUGGAGACUAAGGGAAUAAUCACUGGCGACACCAUUCAUCAGAUUUUCCUCAACAUCAACGCUAUCCUGGAUUUCCAACGCCGUUUCCUGAUCCGUGUCGAGACGACAAACUCCAUGCCCAAGACUGUACAGCAUUGGGGUGCUCCAUUUGUCACAUACGAAGAUGCAUUCGACAUCUACCGUCCCUUCAUCGCCAAUCAGCGCAAAGCAGCCCAAGUCGCCAAUCAAGUCUUUGACCAGAUCAAAGCGAGCGGGCAUCCCGUGGCCGCAGACUUCAACACUUUGGAUGGCUUCCUCCUCAAGCCCAUGCAGCGUCUCGUCAAGUACCCUCUGUUGUUGAAGGACUUGAUGAAAAAGAGCGAGGACGAGGAUAUUAAGGCCGAUCUGGCAGGCGGUAUCGAGUCCGCAGAACGAGUUUUGUCAAAGGCCAACGAAGAAGUCAACCGAGAUCUGUUGGACGAGGCUCUGGACGACUUGCGAAACCGCGUCGACGACUGGAAGAAUCAUCGCGUGGAGCAGUUCGGCAGGCUGCUGAUGCAUGGUGUUUACACUGUCGUCACAGGGAAGAGCGAGCAAGAAAAGGACUACGAGAUUUAUCUCUUCGAAUGCAUACUACUCUGCUGCAAGGAAAUUUCGGCGAACAAGAGCAGGGACAAGAAGGACAAGACUAGGUCUACAGGGCCCAAGAUCAGGAACAAGAAUGCGAGACUUCAAUUGAAGGGCAGGAUCUUCAUGACGAACGUUACUGACAUCGUCUCCCUCGCAAAGCCUGGAUCCUACAUUGUCCAAAUCUGGUGGAAAGGCGAUCCUGGCGUGGAGAACUUCAUGAUCAAGUACACCAAUGAGGAGCAGAUGAAGAAAUGGGCAGUCGCCCUUGAGGCGCAACGUAAGGAGAACACGCCCAACAAAUCUGCUACGAGUCCCGACUCGGCGGCACCCGACUUUGCCUGGACACGAGAAAACGCUGGCAAGCUCGAGAACCCGUAUCUUAACCAGCAAGACGAUGACGAUGACGAGGAACUGUGGCCACCAGCCUCUGCCCCUGCCCAGUUUCCCAUGCCGACUCAGUCUACAGGAGGCAGCAUGUUGCCUCGCAACGCAUCGAGCACAAGCCUGCGGCAACGCGCCGCAACUAAUGAGAGCCUUGCCGGUAUGGUGAGGGCUCCGCCUCCUAGAUUCCCUCUGCCGCAACCACCGGCGCCUCUCAGUCUUUCGACCCAGGUGCCUGCUCCGGGUGCCUCUUCACCUGGUGCCCGCGGCGGCGACUCUUACUUUUCACCCGUAGCCGAUUCGCCUGCUUCCUCGCGCACGAGCACCGCCAGCAAUAUGUUCCCUAAUCCAGCAUAUCAAUUCCCCAAGUCGCUGACCCCUCAGCCUGGGUGGGAAGAUCCCAAUCAGAGAUACACGGCCCCCGCAAUGCCUCGAGCUCCUUCGAGAGAUGGUUCUUCGCAGCACAGGAAUCCUCGCGGGCCGUCUUUGCCGGCAAUGGCUUCCAACAGUCAGACUGCAGCACAGCAGCAGCGCAGCAGAUCGUACAGCACUCCUGAUAUCAACGCCCCCGGGAACAUUCGUCGCACUCAAGGGGGCACUCCUGUUCCGGCGGUGCCUGGCAUCCCGGCGCAUCUACACCCAGCCCACGACCAGAAUAUCCCGCGGUCGCAGACCGGCUCGCCCAGGGUAAAUGACGUUCCCAUCAGAUCAAACACGCAGAGCCCGGGCGCUCAGCGAGAACGCCAGUACGGCCACCAGCAAUCUGGAAGUUACGGUGGCACCAUGUCCCAGUUCCCCGCUCAGCCAAUCUAUCCCCGCCAGGGAACGCCAAACUCUGUCCAUGACCGGCAGCUCAGCAUUGAUGCGGCUGCGUCUAUGAAUGCCAUGUUGUCUCCUCCCCUUGGCACUGGCGGGAUCAGCGGAUCUCAGUCAAACCCGCUUGCCAGCCCCGACCUACCGAUUCCCACGCAGUUGAAGGUCAAGGUGAACUUUGUCGACAGCGGCAACUACGUCACACUGGUUGUUGCAUUCAACAUCACAUACCAGUCUUUAAUCGACCGCAUCGACGCCAAACUUGCGCGGUUCACCAACAGUAGUAUCAGCAAGGGCAUGCUUAAGCUCCGAUACCAGGACGAGGAUGGCGACUUUGUCACUAUUGCCAGUGACGAUGACAUUCAGAUCGCCUUUAUCGAAUGGCGCGAGGGAGCCCGCGCCACUGCGCCGGGAGGGGUAGGCGAGAUUGAGCUGUUCUGCGCGCAUCAUACCCAUAUACCCACCGGAGGGCAUUUCUUUGCAUACAUGGCCACGUGGCUGCUAGACUACCAUACAUCACGGGACGGUUCCAUCACGACCACAUAUUUCCUUGCCCUCAAGGACACGGUCCCCUAUGCGGGGGUUGUAUCCAAAGGCACUCAUUCACCGGAUCGCUCCUUUUCUUCUUUUUGGAAAUACUUGACAUCAAACUACCCUGGGCGACUCUGGAUGUUGCUUGCAUACGUCUCUAUGGGGUUCUUCGAUAUCGAACUCUUCAGGGCAGAUACAUCCAGGGCUCCCAUCAUUUCACUUUCACUUCUUCUCUUGGUUGAUUACUCUUUAUGGGAUGACUAA
Colletotrichum lupini is the source of this 4899-nucleotide messenger RNA. Its product is annotated as CDC24 Calponin. The record is from RefSeq and is a predicted model, not a curated record. Gene Ontology annotation, biological process: intracellular signal transduction; establishment of cell polarity; septin ring organization. The transcript is spliced from 16 exons. NCBI's taxonomy places the organism in Eukaryota, Fungi, Ascomycota, Sordariomycetes, Glomerellales, Glomerellaceae. The coding region runs from base 1 to 4899 and encodes 1632 amino acids. Gene Ontology annotation, cellular component: division septum; mating projection tip; cytoplasm. Gene Ontology annotation, molecular function: protein binding; guanyl-nucleotide exchange factor activity.